Guyanagaster necrorhizus is the source of this 510-nucleotide messenger RNA. RefSeq lists its product as uncharacterized. The transcript has a single exon. NCBI's taxonomy places the organism in Eukaryota, Fungi, Basidiomycota, Agaricomycetes, Agaricales, Physalacriaceae. The coding region runs from base 271 to 459 and encodes 62 amino acids. The record is from RefSeq and is a predicted model, not a curated record.
GGGGGGGGGGGGGACCCCUGAUCAAGAACCACCACCAUGUGUGGUUCGGCGUCUAGCCACUGCAAGCCUGGCUCAAGGGAUUCUGCUCGUCAAAGCAUCGGGCAGGAUAAUAAGCCGUUCCUGCACCUUUGAUGGUCAGGAGAAAUGUCUCGUAGUCUUGAGACAUCCCAGAUAUUAUGGCAGGAGCCACUACAUCUAUGUAGUAGUUAGUCGAUAUACUCCAAUACGAACCCCUCGGGCAUCCUCUCUUCGCACAGGCUGACUCCUGACAUGAAUGAACCACCGCUGAGCUCCCCAUUGCUGGCAGUAGCAAGGCUCAAGCACUCCCCAGUGUCCGAACUCGAGCCACUAGCCGCUGAAACAGUGGACGCGUGUCAAACUAGCUAUGAUGUUACGUCACGCGAAUCACACUCAAAGACCGCGCCCAAUGUCUUCACCUCGAGACACGAGACGAAAUGAACACCAACGUACCUUCAAUAUCGACGACCCACGUGAGUACUGCGAAUAGAC